This is a messenger RNA of Suillus subaureus, 799 nucleotides long. RefSeq lists its product as uncharacterized. Bases 397 to 780 code for a protein of 127 amino acids. NCBI's taxonomy places the organism in Eukaryota, Fungi, Basidiomycota, Agaricomycetes, Boletales, Suillaceae. The transcript has a single exon. The record is from RefSeq and is a predicted model, not a curated record.
CCGUAAUCGCUUCUGACAUGGGGUAUGCGACUGCAAGGACCACCAUGCAGGCGAGUGCACUAAGAAGGAGAUAGCGUUGCAUGUUUGAAGUUAAGAGGAACAAAGGUCAGAUUCGAAGUGUUCACUUUGUUAGUGCCUACGUUGAAAAUUCAGAGGUCCUUAUAUCUUUUUGUAGGUUUGCUUAACCCGUCAGACCUUGGAAUAUGACGUGGCAUGACGUUCAGUUGAACUACCAUGAAGCACUUUGUCCCUUCAAUUUUGAAACGAGUUCGGGGUGAUGCGGCGACCAGCAGAUAUCUAAUAACAUAUGUAGGGACGGAAUUCGAACGUUUGAUCUCGCGGAAGCAAUUCGCGUGACUCCCCUGUCUGUGCUCCACAUGCUGGCGAGCUUCUUAUAUGUGUGCGUUGUUCGCUUAUCUCUAUCCCUCCUUUUGCAAUACGCACCGGAGCAAACUCCAGACUACAUCGCGAUAUGGUGCGAAAUGCGGGAGUCAACAUCACCGCUCUUCAUCGCAGAUUCAAAUCCCUCAUACCGGAGAGAUACAUCGCCUGCCUUGCCAUCACCUUCUCUUUCAAUCCAGUGCGUUAAAGCUGGACCGUAAAUUGCAAACAGUUUCCCUUGCGACCUGGUUAUGCGACGACAUUCAACGGGUAUCAAGGGCUGACGUUAGAGAAGCCACGCUUGACCUGCGCGCAGAUUCAUUCGCACACGGACAGCUGUACACCACACUUUCAAGAGUGCGAUGUUGGCAGGACGUUCGAACGUUAUUUGCAAGAUAAGAAGAAAAAAAGACAACAG